AUGCAACCAUCAUUGUAUCAAAUACGUAUUUUACAAAUUGUAAAAGGACAAAACAAUUAUGUAACAGUUACAACUACUCUAGGGUCUCUAAGAGGACUUGUGGAGCAAACAGCUUCAGGACUCACAACAAUAUAUACAUUUAAAGGUGUUCCCUAUGCGGAGCCUCCUGUUGGUGAAUUACGUUUUAAGCCACCAGUUCCAGUGUCAUCCUGGAGUGACUUGAAAGAUGCUUUGGAAUUUGGGCCUAAGUGUGUACAGAAAGGAGGUGACAGUGGUGAAGAAGACUGCCUGUAUCUUAAUAUUUACUCACCAGAACUGCCUUUGGGAAACUCUACUCUUAAACCAGUAAUGGUUUACAUACAUGGAGGUUGCUUCACUAGUGGUUCUGGGUCUGCGUAUGGCCCUGAUUACUUCGUUGAGAGUGGGGUUGUUGCAGUUACUAUAAAUUAUCGUCUUGGAGUUUUGGGUUUUAUAAGCACAGGAGAUUUACUGAUACCAGGCAACACGGGUAUGAAGGACCAAGUGGAGGCCCUGAAGUGGGUGCAGAAAAAUAUAGCGGCAUUUGGAGGAGAUCCUGACAAUGUAACCAUUUUUGGCCAAAGUGCUGGAGGGGCAUCUGUACAUUUCCACAUACUUUCACCUACUUCUAAAGGUUUAUUCAAGAGAGGAAUAGCACAAAGUGGAUCUGCUUUGAGUACUUGGGCACUGCAGAGAAAACCAGUAGAAAUAGCAUUCCAACUUGCUGAAAAUCUUGGUUACACAGCGAAAAAUACAACAGAUCUUAUGGAGUUCUUCUUGGCAGCAGAUGCAACAGAUCUUAUGAAAGACAUUUUUGCUGCUGUUCCUGAGGAGGACAGCCUGGCGCUUUUUAAAUGCGUGCUCACACCAAGUAUUGAGCCCGAGCAUGAUGGAGCCUUCCUCACAGUAGAGCCAAUAGAACUUGUGCAGAGUGGAGCCUACACUGAUGUUGCUUACAUGAGUGGAAUCACAUCUGCUGAAUGUUUGAAGUUUGUGGCUCCAAAUGGUGAGUUAUCGACGGCAGAACAGGUAGCUGAUCUGGACCAGAACUUCGAUCUGUACGUAGCACCUGAUCUGCGUCUUCCAACCGAAGAAGAGAGAGAAGAGGGAGCGAAAGAAGUGAGACAGUUCUACUACGGGAAUUCAACCAUAACGCUGCAGGAUAACUACACAACAGUUGCUGUAAGUGUGCACCAUAUACUCCUUGUUAACUUCAUUGAUAAACUCGGCAGUAGUGUACAACCAUUUAUCUACCACCUGACGUGUUACUCUCCUAUAGAAAUUUAG
Molecule: messenger RNA, 1305 nt
Organism: Schistocerca serialis cubense
Lineage: Eukaryota; Metazoa; Arthropoda; Insecta; Orthoptera; Acrididae
Product: putative inactive carboxylesterase 4
Exons: 8
Coding region: 1-1305 (434 amino acids)
Source: RefSeq, a predicted model, not a curated record